UUUUCCCCCAAAUAAGACUAUUUUGCUCCUAUUUUAAAACAUAUGUAUAUUUCAUUCCAUUAUUACGCCUUCACCCGUUUACGCACAUCUUCCAAUGCGCACAACCUCUCCCCCCUUCUCUCCUGCACACAUCCUUCUCUUUCUUCCUUGCGCAUCAUCGAUCGAUUUCACCCAGACCAUCGUCGCCGCCGCCGACUUCGCCCUGCGCAUCAGAUCUACCGAGCUUUCUCUCACACCGUCGAUUUUGCCGCUGCCAUUAAGGUUCUUCUUCUUCUUCUUCCUUUUCUUCUUUUUUUUUCUUCUUCUUCCUCUUCCUCUUCAUCUUCCUCUUCUUCAUUUUUCCUCUAUUUUUCUAGAUUUGGAAUUGAAUUUUCCAAUUUUCAGACUUCUAUUUUGAUUUUCUGAUUUCUACUUUCUGAGUUUUAAAACAAAUUCUGAUUUUCAACUUUUUGGAUGAUUGCUUUGGAUUUGGCCAAGUUUAUGGCAGAAAUAAGUACAUUAACAUCAUAUUAUGGCAUAAAUGCUUUUGUAUAAAUUGGUUUUUCUGAUUUUUUUGAAUACCUUCGUUUUUCUAAUUUCCGAUUGUCCUAUGAAAAUUAUUCCCCUAAAAAAUUUAGUUGUUUUGCUCCAUAUAGGAUUAAAAGAGGGGAGAAAUUCUGAAAUAGGACCAGUUUUUUCCCCCAAAUAAGACUAUUUUGCUCCUAUUUUAAAACAUAUGUAUAUUUCAUUCCAUUAUUACGCCUUCACCCGUUUACGCACAUCUUCCAAUGCGCACAACCUCUCCCCCCUUCUCUCCUGCACACAUCCUUCUCUUUCUUCCUUGCGCAUCAUCGAUCGAUUUCACCCAGACCAUCGUCGCCGCCGCCGACUUCGCCCUGCGCAUCAGAUCUACCGAGCUUUCUCUCACACCGUCGAUUUUGCCGCUGCCAUUAAGUUUUGUGUUAAUAUUCCAACAUGAAUCUGCCAACUCUUUGCCAGAUCUGAAAUUCUUGUGUUAUGGCAAAUGUGGAUCUAAUCCUCAACUCUAAAUCUGCCAAAAUAAUGGAAGCUUUAUUCUGCCUUAAUUGUGGUGCUCAGAGGAUGGUGGCGGUGGUUGAUGGCAACGCCGGUCAGAUGGCGAUGGCAGGGAUGGUGACAACAGUAUGGGAAGCGGCGACGUCAGGGGUGGCGAUGGGUGGCAAUGAUGCGUCGGCAAGGAUGUGGCAGCUGGCGGCGACAGGCGGCGCCGUCUCUAAUGAGGGCGGAGGCAUGAUCAGGGCCGGCCCAGGGCAAGUGCAAGCAGUGCAACCGCACAGGGCCCGUAAAUUCUAAGGGCCCAAAAUUUUAAAAGUCUUCCUAUUAUUACUUAUGAACUAAUAGUGCCCAAAAAGUAAGCCCAAUGAAUCCCUAAGCCUUAUUGUAGCCAAGAGGUUUCGAACCCGGGUGGGUUGCUUACACAUACGAGUGGUGAACCAAUUCAACCGUUGGGUUGAUGUUAAAAGACUUUCAAUUAACGUUUUUAUAUCAUAGUUUUGAAUUAUAAAGCACUAUCUUAUUUCUUAUACUACGUAUUUUGUAAUCCUUAUAUUAUUCUUUUUUUUGGGUUUUAAUUCUGAGUUUGAAUGAUUUAGUGAGUAGAUAAUUAUAUUUGGAUGGUUUGUAAUAAUUGAACUCAGCAAAUCACCAAUUUCGAUUAUUAGGUUAUGAGUCUGUUAGUUUAUAAUUCCGUUUAACAAAUAAAUGAAGUGUAUUUUGUUGAGGAACACUUUUGUUUCAACUAUUUUUUUAGUGAAUAACUUGUAUUUUGAUACAAAUUAUUGUUGUAGCAAAUUAUUACAAAUAUAAUCUUCACUUACAUUAUAUGUCUACCUAUUUUUAAAAAGACAUACUUUUUAUUUUUGCACAGGGCCCGUGUUUUCUCAGGACCGGCCCUGGGCAUGAUGCGCCGGCGGGAGGUUUG
Messenger RNA from Cuscuta europaea, 1939 nucleotides. NCBI's taxonomy places the organism in Eukaryota, Viridiplantae, Streptophyta, Magnoliopsida, Solanales, Convolvulaceae. The record is from the annotation of a GenBank genome assembly.